CAGACUGCAGAGCUUCAGGGAUGAUGCCACUUUGCAUUUUUCUUGUACUUCUCAGUGAAAUCUGUCAGGUGCCAGCUGUUGACAAAACCUCAGGUAUAACUCAGGACAGUGGGGUCAUAACAGCUGAAGUUGGGCAGAGUGUGACUUUAAAAUGCCUUUGUCGGAAUGAUGCUGUAAAUUUCUUCUUUUGGUACCAGCAAAGCUUAGGAGGCAAACCUCUCAUUAUAUCAACUUGGAUGAAGCACAGCACAGAAGCUACCAUCUCCCCCGCGUAUGAAAGAAGGUUUCAGGUCUUAGCGGAAGAAGAGGGCAUCAACCAUCUUGUAAUCACAGACCUUCGCCUGUCGGAUUCAGCAACAUAUUACUGUGGGAUUUUAGAAUUCAACGAAAUUGAAUUUGGACAAGGAGCUUUCCUUCAUGUCAAAACAUCGCUGUCUAACAUCCAUGCUGUUGUCCAUCAGCCAGAGUUGGAGACAUUUCGGUGGGGAGACUCUGUGAAUUUGAGCUGUACGGUAUACACUGAAAAAUGUGCAGGGGAGCAGAACCUGUACUGGUUCAGACAUGGUGUGGCUCAGCCUGCAAUCAUGUAUCACAAUGCGGGAAAGUGUAUGAAGGAUUCUCACAUGGAAAAUUGCACUUUAAACCUGGCUAUAAAGUCUGUGAGCUCCUCCGAUGCUGGGAUGUACUACUGUGCUCUGGCCUCUUGUGGUGAGAUUGUGUUCGGACAAGGAACUAGAGUGAAGAUUGCAGGUUCUACAAGCCUCUGUCCUGGUGUAUUGUCUGAAUUGGCAGUUUCCAUUAUUCUGCUCCUUGUCUUGGCUUUAGUCAUGUACAAGUUGAAAAAAAAGAUAUGCUCUGUCUGCAAAGGAACAGUUUCUCAUCUGACAUGUUCUGCAGCUUCUGACACCACGAGCCAAGACGCAGAUGCUCUCCAUUAUGCUGCUCUGAGUCUGAAGAGAACCAGCGAACGACACCGUCAAGAGGAGAGCGUGGAGAGUGUUUGUGUGUACUCUAGAGUAAAGAGUAGUAGAGUGAAGUAGGCUUUGC
Morone saxatilis (striped sea-bass) is the source of this 1047-nucleotide messenger RNA. RefSeq names its product polymeric immunoglobulin receptor-like. Bases 21 to 1040 code for a protein of 339 amino acids. The transcript has 5 exons. The record is from RefSeq and is a predicted model, not a curated record. NCBI's taxonomy places the organism in Eukaryota, Metazoa, Chordata, Actinopteri, Moronidae. Gene Ontology annotation, biological process: response to bacterium.